AUGGAAAUCGAAGAGAUAAUGAAUCUCUUCGAUUCAUGUUGGUUUGAGAUGGAAAUCUUGAAGAAACAGACAUCUCAAUCAACAUCUACGAGCUUUGAGCCAAACCCAGAUCGCAAAACUGAAGGGAACUCAUCAAAACCAGAGCUUAAACGCACCCAAAGUACUCUCCAUUCAAGAUCCAUGAGUGAUCAAUUGAGCUUAAAUAGAACAAGCUUCGUAAGUUCUUAUGAUUCUUUCUCACCAGACUCAGUUCUCCACUCACCAAAUCUCCAUAAAACCAUCUCAGGCAAAGAAAUCGCAGAAGAAGAAUUGAAAGAAACUUGUAGUAAUAUGAGAAUUACGAGAAGAAAGAAAGGUAGGAGGAGUAAGAGCUUGUCAGAGUUGGAGUUUGAAGAGCUAAAAGGGUUUAUGGAUCUUGGCUUUGUUUUCUCAGAGGAAGAUAAUAAGGAUUCAAGGUUGGUUGAGAUAAUUCCAGGGUUGCAAAGAUUAAGAAGGAAAGAAAGUCAAGAAGAAGAUACCCAAGAAGCAGAUGAUGAUGAUGAUGAUGAAGUUUCAAGGCCUUACCUUUCAGAAGCCUGGAAAGUUUCAGAAAGAAGAAAAACAAACCCAUUGAUGAAUUGGAGAGUUCCUGAUUUGGGUAAUGAGAUUGACAUGAAAGACAGCCUUAGAUGGUGGGCUCAUACUGUUGCCUCUACAGUCAGAUGA
Molecule: messenger RNA, 705 nt
Organism: Gossypium raimondii (Peruvian cotton)
Lineage: Eukaryota; Viridiplantae; Streptophyta; Magnoliopsida; Malvales; Malvaceae
Exons: 1
Coding region: 1-705 (234 amino acids)
Source: RefSeq, a predicted model, not a curated record